Molecule: messenger RNA, 693 nt
Organism: Acaulospora colombiana
Lineage: Eukaryota; Fungi; Glomeromycota; Glomeromycetes; Diversisporales; Acaulosporaceae
Source: the annotation of a GenBank genome assembly
GUGUCAUCGCUGAUCAUUGGAGGGGGUAACUCUGUCUUCAGGCGAUGGAGGCGCCUUAGCAUAAUAAAUAUGCACCCAUUGAGAGCCGUCAACGUCAAUUGGAAUCAAGCACUGUGUAAUCCCACCCCUAACUUACGCUUUCUUCGAAUCCAUGGCUUACAUUUCGAAAAGCCUAUUCUCCCUUAUGCGCCUUCUCUCGAGGAGAACAAGGUUACAUUCGAGACGGCGUUUGGAGUGGAGCCACAAGUCAGGAAGAAGUUGUCAAAACCAAGGCCAUCAACUGACCCUUCCUCCGCUCUGAUGAGACCAAAGACCCCCAAUAGUGAUACAGGGACGGCUACGAAUUUUACUACCAGUGGGCGACUGACGGAGGAAGGAGAAACAAGUGAAGCAUAUAGGAUGACCCCUAUCACUUCUCAACCGCUGGCGAGACAACCGCCUUGGCAGCAGCAUCAAGGACAAACCCUCCAACCACCUUCUCCGCAACAAUCUGAGUCUAACCAACGUUGGAGUUCUAUCGGGUUGGCGAUCUUGAUAUUCCUAGAUAUUACUCUCUGGUGGAGGUCAUAUACGAGGCCUUCGUACUCUCCGCCUUCUUGCUCCUCAUCAUUCAAUAUGUCGCCAAUACAGCUUCCACAAGAACAGCGGAGGGUAUCGACCAACGAAGCCGUACUUCAUGUAUACCUUGAAGUG